Molecule: messenger RNA, 2568 nt
Organism: Peromyscus maniculatus bairdii (prairie deer mouse)
Lineage: Eukaryota; Metazoa; Chordata; Mammalia; Rodentia; Cricetidae
Gene: Dusp18
Product: dual specificity phosphatase 18
Biological process (GO): peptidyl-tyrosine dephosphorylation
Cellular component (GO): cytoplasm
Molecular function (GO): protein tyrosine phosphatase activity; MAP kinase tyrosine/serine/threonine phosphatase activity
Source: RefSeq, a predicted model, not a curated record
GCGUUUCCGUGGAGAUGGGGCGGGUAGGCUCUGCUGCAGCCCACCCGGCUUCUCCGUGAGGUCUAGUGACUGCGCGAGUCCUACGAGGCUGCGUCCGGGUGCACGGCAGGCCGCGGCUUCCCCCUAGCCCCAGAACUGCCCACUGUUGCGCGAGGAGAAGCCGUUGCUCCCGAGAUCCAGGAUCAUGACGGGCCCUCUCGGAGACCGUCGCCCGCGGCUCCGCCCUACAGUCGCUUCCUGAAAGACUCCCGCGGUGCUGAGGGAAAGAGUGUUCCGUGAGCACAGCCUAGCAGAAAGAUGGAAGCUUAGCACAUCACCACCCGCUGACCCGUCACCUUGAUGACUUCACCGUUGGGUGCCUUCCCAGUUCAGUUCCCACAGCCUUCACUCAGUGGCCUCUCACAGAUCACCAAGAGCCUAUUCAUCAGCAAUGGCGCGGCCGCCAACAACAAGCUGCUGCUGUCCAGCAAUCACAUCACCACGGUCAUCAACGUCUCGGUAGAGGUUGCAAACACCUUCUAUGAGGAUAUCCAGUACGUGCAGGUGCCCGUGGUCGAUGCACCCGUCGCCCGUCUCUGCGAUUUCUUCGACCCCAUUGCCGACCACAUCCAUUCCGUGGAGAUGAAGCAGGGCCGCACGCUGCUGCACUGUGCCGCUGGUGUGAGCCGCUCGGCUGCUCUGUGCCUCGCCUACCUCAUGAAGUACCAUGCGAUGACCCUUCUAGAUGCCCACACUUGGACCAAAUCACGCCGGCCCAUCAUUCGACCCAACAAUGGCUUUUGGGAGCAGCUCAUCCAUUAUGAAUUCCGGCUGUUUGGCAAGAAUACGAUGCACAUGAUUAACUCUCCAAUGGGACUGAUCCCAGACAUCUAUGAGAAAGAGAUCCAUCUGAUGAUUCCCCUGUAAGCCAACCCAACCAGCUCCUGUACCGGGGGCAGCAGUACAGCCCUGUCAUUAACAGCACACCAAGGUCUAAACUUGAACAUUCUACUUGUGUUGCUACAGGAAGACACAAGAUGGUGCUUUUUUUUUUUUUGUAAGAAAACUGAGUUGCUAUAACUUUUCAUCUCAUAAUCCACGGGUUUGGUGGUACAUGCCUGUAACCUUAGAUGGCUGAAGCAGGAAGAUUUCGAGGUGAGUUUGAGGCCAGCCUGGGCUACAUAGUGAGACCCUGUCUCAAAAAAACAAGCAAACAAAAAACAACAAUUACUGUCUUGUAAUCUGUGUCUUUAGAGAUUAAAUUCGUUAAUUAUAGCAUGGUGAAGGUAACUUCUGUGAGGAGUAGGUCACAGCUGCUGUCUAGAGAAUGGGAGAGGCAAGUGGUGGCCAGGCCAAAGAGACCAUGGCACAGUGCGUAUGGCAGCCUUGGGAUCCUGCAGCUUUCCCCUAGAUGACCAACCCAGAGCUGAAUCUGCCAAAAUCCCACUUCAUUCAUUCCAAGCCAGAGCCUUAAGCAUCCUGGUGCUCUCCAGUGUCUCACAGUGAGUGCCAACUUCCUAGCUAAGGGGCCUCCUCCUGCCUUCACCACAGUGGCCCAGCUCUGGUCUUCUGGUCAGACUUACACAGGGCUUGGACCACAGUGGGACCCCAGAUCAGUAGUAGUCAUCGUAGAGGCCAUCCUGUCUACACACAGCCCUUUGUUUAUACGUGUUCUCAGAAGCCUCCGUGUGAGAGAAGAAAUCUUUGCUAGGCCUCAUCUGAGAAGCCUUUUCCAGAGCUCCCACUGUGCAACCUAGGAGUCCCGACACAUGGAUGCAGGUCCAGCUUUCUCCGAAAGGCCUUAUGCAGAAUUACAGACCAUGAGAUCCAGGGUCCCAGGCUGGCUGACUGUUCAGGAGCUAUUGAGGACAGAGGUCAGGACAAGUGAGUUGACUCCAGGAGGCCCUGAAAUUCAGGGCUGCUCAGAACCCCUGGGUGUCAGGCUCCAACUCCAGAAGGCUGUUGGUUUGACGUAAGACAUGUAACCCAGGCUGUGUAGCCUUACGCUCCUCAGAUCCUUGCCUGUACUUUAGGAAUGCUGGGAUCACAGGUGUGUGCCACCAUGCCCAGCCAAGACCAGUGUUCCAGCUUGCCUUUUGUAGUAUAACACUCACCAAAAGCAGCUUGGGAAGGAAGGGGUUGAUUUGACUUACAGGUCACACAGUCUGUCAUGAAGAGACAGCAGGACAGGAACUCAAGGCAGGAACUGAAGCAGAACCAAGGAGGAAUGCUGUUUACUGGCUUGUUUCCUCCCCAUGGCUUGGCUCACCCCGAUUUCUUACACAAUCCAGGACCACCCUCUCACAUCAGUUGUUAGUCCAGAAGCCCCACAGAUAUGCUCACCUCAGUGGAGGGACCCUUUCCCAGGUGACUAGUUUAUGUCAUGUUGACAAGCACUAACCAGUUAGUCUAAUCUAGAACUUUUCAGACCGUUUAUGAGGCAGACAGCAGCAGACUGCCCUGUCGGAUGGCUUGAUGUGUACCAUGCAUCUCAAGCGCUGUAGAGGCUGUAGACCUUCUUCCCCCUGUAUUAGUCUGGUUCUCAGGAAGCAUGGAACUGGUAGGAUGAAAAUAAAAGAAUUUAACUUA